AUGUCAGUUGCCAAGUUCUUCCAUACUCCAUACUUUGUUUCUUCAGUCGUCGCUCAUUGUAUCCUUGAAUUGGAUAUUGAGGAUAAGGUCGAGAUUGUCACUUUGGGCUUCCAGGACAUGAAGAAUGAGUUCCAUAUGAAGAAGCAUCCACAGGGAAAGAUACCAUUCUACACUGAGGGUGACUUCACUCUGAUCGAGUCAUCAGCCAUCCUUCUCUACAUCCUCGACAACUUUGACACCGAGAAGAAGUUGACCAACUUUGUCGAUGCCCAUCAACGCGGCAAGUUCUACCAAUUCUUGCUCAACUGUCCCACUCAGAUCUAUCCCAACUUUGUCCAGCUCUAUGCCAAUCGUGUGCUGUUCCCCGUCGGCCAUCCCGCCCGAAACGAGUCCGUCAUCGAGUCCAGCCUCGACACUUGGCAUCUGGAGAUCGCACCAUUCGUCGUCGCCGAAUUGGGCAACAACCAAUACAUCCUGGGCAAUGAGUUCACUGCUGCCGAUUGUCUCUUUGGCUACAACAUGUUGAUGGCCGAGUUGUUGGGAGAGAUUAGUGAAUAUCCAACUUUGGUAGCCUAUCUCGCACGUCUUAGAACGCGUCCAGCCUUUGCCAAAUGUUUCACUGAGGAGCUCAAGCAAUACUUACCAACACUUGAGCGUUAUGCCGAUUCCAUCCAACGCAAGGGCAAGCACAUGGUCGAGCUGAGAGCCAACAGAGCUGCAAGACUUGAGGCUGCCAACCAGAACCAAGCUUAA
Messenger RNA from Acytostelium subglobosum LB1, 753 nucleotides. RefSeq lists its product as hypothetical. The record is from RefSeq and is a predicted model, not a curated record. Lineage: Eukaryota; Evosea; Eumycetozoa; Acytosteliales; Acytosteliaceae. Bases 1 to 753 code for a protein of 250 amino acids. The transcript has a single exon.